CCUGCAGAAGCAAAGAAGAGUAAACCACACUGAAAUAUAGGACUCGCAGAGACCAGAGCCAUCGCUUCGCCUCUUCUUUUUGUGGACUCUAUCUAUAGGACAAACUAAAAAAUGUGUUCCGGAGGUUUUGCCAAAUGUUUGGGGAUAACCCUGUUACCUCUGUCCAUCAUCUGUGUCCUCUGUAAUAUUCUGCUGUUUUUCCCUGGAGGUAAAGUUGCUGACAACACCGCCGAGAUCACAGAUGAAGUCUUUUAUCUAGGAGGACUUCUGGGAUCUGGUAUACUGAUGAUUUUUCCCGCUCUGGUCUUCCUGGGAAUGAAGAACAAUGACUGUUGUGGCUGCUGUGGGAAUGAAAGCUGUGGAAAACGAUUUGCGAUGUUCGGCUCUAUUAUCUUCGCUGCAGUUGGUGUUUUGGGUGCCGGUUACGCUGUGAUUGUAUCUGGUGUGGCCAUUAAUCACGGACCUAAAUGUUUCAUUAACGACCACAAUGUUACGUACCCAUUCGAGAAUGGGAACUACUUGUCGAAUCAUUCGCUGUGGGAUGAAUGCGUCAAACCAUCAGGCAUUAUCACAUGGCACUUGUCUCUGUUCUGUAUCGUGAUGGUGGCGAGUCUGGUUGAGAUUGGACUUUGUCUCUUUCAGGUGAUCAAUGGUUUGAUCGGUACCAUCUGUGGAGACUGCUGCGGCUGCUGUGGGGGCUCAGACUAAACUCUGGAUUUGUGACUCUUUGGUACAAAAUCUACAUAAAAUCUGAAUCUGCAUCCAUUUAUCACCUCAUGAUUUGUAUUUAUACUGUCUGGACGGGUUUUGCUUGUUUGUUUGUUAUUUUUUUUCUUGCAUGCCUGUUCAAAGUCUGCCUGAUGGCUGACAGCUUAUGAAGGCAAUAGAGAUGUUAUAUUGUUAAAUAAUGUUUUAUAUAUAUAUAUAUAUAUAUAUAUAUAUAUAUAUAUAUAUAUAUAUAUAUAUAUAUAUAUAUAUAUAUAUAUAUAUAUAUAUGCAUAUAAAAUUGUGAAUAUGAUAUAGCAUAUAUACAAUAUAUGAAUAUAGAUAAAUAGAUAUUUAUUUAUUAAAAGGUUAAUGUUAUUUUCUAAGAGUUAAUAAAUAUUUUUAAUAAAUGGAAUAUUUGAUAAAUACUAAAUAACAGAUUUAUAUUUUAUUUCAUCUCAGGAAAUCGGUUAAAACGUCUUAUUGUCUUAUUUUAAUAUACAGUAUAAAAAGACUUAAUAAAUUUGGAAUGUAAACAA
Misgurnus anguillicaudatus (oriental weatherfish) is the source of this 1244-nucleotide messenger RNA. NCBI's taxonomy places the organism in Eukaryota, Metazoa, Chordata, Actinopteri, Cypriniformes, Cobitidae. The record is from RefSeq and is a predicted model, not a curated record.